ACCUCCGCCACGCCCCUAACCUAUCUGUCCCCGCCCUCUCGGCCUCCCGCCCCGCCCUCCACAGCUCAUCUCUCUGGGUCCGCGGCUGGUCGGCAUGUAGCGGAUUGCUUUCCAAGAUGGCGCGCGCGCUGAAGGCGGCGGCCGCGAAAUCCGUAGGGCUUUUUUCCAGACUCCAUGCUCCAGUUCGAACAGUAAGAGCUUUUUCCACAUCACAGCCCUUGGAUCAAGUGGCAGGUCCUGUGUGGAACCUGGGUCGACUCAAUCAUGUAGCCAUAGCAGUGCCAGAUUUGGAAAAGGCUGCUGCAUUUUAUAAGAAUAUUUUGGGGGCCCAGGUAAGUGAAGCGGUCCCUCUUCUUGAACAUGGAGUAUCUGUUGUUUUUGUCAACCUGGGAAAUACCAAGAUGGAACUGCUUCAUCCAUUGGGAAGUGAGAGUCCAAUUGCAGGUUUUCUGCAGAAAAACAAGGCUGGAGGAAUGCAUCACAUCUGCAUCGAGGUGGAUAACAUAAAUGCAGCUGUGAUGGAUUUGAAAAAAAAGAAGAUCCGUAGUCUAAGUGAAGAGGUUAAAAUAGGAGCACAUGGAAAACCAGUGAUUUUUCUCCAUCCUAAAGACUGUGGUGGAGUCCUUGUGGAACUGGAGCAAGCUUGAGUUAUAUUUGUAAGAAACAAAAUUAAUCGACCUGAAAAAGCCUUAUCAAAUACUAUUGAAAUGUACUAUGACAAAUAUAAAUUUCUUAAUUUGAAUUUGAAGAAAACCUUAAUUACAAAUUACUUAGGGAAUAUUAUUAAAAUCAUAUAGAAAUAAAUUAUUCCUUUUUUACAA
Messenger RNA from Cebus imitator (Panamanian white-faced capuchin), 821 nucleotides. It is a transcript of the gene MCEE, whose product is annotated as methylmalonyl-CoA epimerase. Bases 117 to 647 code for a protein of 176 amino acids. Gene Ontology annotation, biological process: L-methylmalonyl-CoA metabolic process. Gene Ontology annotation, molecular function: methylmalonyl-CoA epimerase activity. Gene Ontology annotation, cellular component: mitochondrion. The record is from RefSeq and is a predicted model, not a curated record. NCBI's taxonomy places the organism in Eukaryota, Metazoa, Chordata, Mammalia, Primates, Cebidae. The transcript has 3 exons.